Raphanus sativus (radish) is the source of this 1834-nucleotide messenger RNA. RefSeq lists its product as uncharacterized. The coding region runs from base 744 to 1109 and encodes 121 amino acids. The record is from RefSeq and is a predicted model, not a curated record. Lineage: Eukaryota; Viridiplantae; Streptophyta; Magnoliopsida; Brassicales; Brassicaceae. The transcript has 5 exons.
UUAAACCUAUUCCUAGUGCUUUAAACUUAGAUAGAAAUCAGAUACCAAAAGCUCUUUCUUAUUCACUCAAAGAAAAAACUGUUUCUCAAGAACAAUAAUAGAGAUUACAAGCCAGUGAUUAGCACAAAACCCUAACACUUGUAAUUGCUUAAUCUCUUGCCAAUCUCUCUCUCUCGUAUGCUCUUUCUAGUUCGGAUGAUUCUUAAGCCAUGACACCACCUCCUUUAUAUAUAUAACAUGAUCACCGACUUUACUCUUCUUAUUCCAUAUUGGCUUUUGUAAAGUAUAUGACCGUCAUCAAUAGAAACGGAAACGUUAACGUCUUUUCCUUAUUUGAACUUGUGCAGGAUUCUUGUUGGGCCAGAGCUUAAAAUUGAGGCCCAAUUACUACAAACUCCACCUGGCCUAAUUUUGACUCUCUUGUCUUCCUCGUGAUCGACAAAGAACAAAACCAGAGCAGCCCCCCUUUUUUUUUUUUUUUUUUUUUUCAUCGCUUUCUAGAGAAAACGAUCUGAUCCAGUGAAUCACUGCUCUUUGCUUCGUCGAGUUUCUUUGCCGGUAAAUCAUUGCUCCUCGUCCUCUCUCCGACAUAUCCACAUGCCGACUCAAAGCUUUCAUGUCUUUCCUCUGCAACUCGAAUUGGAUCCAGUAACACUUUCGCUGAGUUACUUCGACGAUGCAUAGCCAUGAGUAUCCUAUGCUCAUUUUCCUUGCCUUUGAUGCGUCGCAAAAAAUAAGCCAGAAUGGCUAUUCUUUCUUAUCUCCUUUUCACCGUCGACAACUCAUGUAACUCGUACGCCGCUACUCUGUCUCCAACCUUUCUCGCCUUGAUUCCAGAGAUCAAUUCAACUACCCAAAUCUCCAGCUCGUUUUUCUGCAAUCUCCGACCUUACCUCCAAAGCUUCUUCACUGUUGUCGAUCCAUGGCUCAACCUUGUCGGAUUACUGCAGCACUCUGUGAGAUGUGAUUCUUCAACCGGCAUAUUUCUUUCAUGUGUUUCCCGUUAUACGUUUCUCCUGCUUGCUCAAACUUCGUCCUUCAGCUUCUCGGUACUCGUCUCCCUUCAGCCUUUCUUACUGUUUAAGACGUUCUCUCAGGUGACCCUUUAGAGACUCCGCCGUUACUCCGACGAACGCAUGAACCCGUUUCCCUUCAACUUCCUUGUAAAGUUAUCCACUUCUCUUUACAUGUUUUAAGUUGACGCUUGUGAUGUUAAACUCAUCCAGUGAUCUUGUUGUGCUUUCUUUUUUAAUUGAGAUACUCGUCUCCCUUCAGCUCUCCUCGGUUUGCUCUCCACCGCAGUAGCUGUUUAAGACGUUCUCUCAUGUUCCUCAUCCGUUGCUUCAGAGCCUUUGAGUGAUUUUUCCUUGUGUUUUAGCUGCUCCACCUUGAGCUGAAACCUCUGCCUCGCAUCUAUGCUCACAGGUAACUUUCUUUAAACUCCACCUCCUUGAGUUUUCCCAUUAUCAAUAUAAACCCGAAACUGACUCGUUUCUCCUCCUCUGUCUCUGCGAGCUUUGAGACAGCGUUGAUAACGGAGUUACCUGGAGCGACUAUAUUUCUUAGUCUGAAUUGCAGCGAUCCUGAACCUCAUGUCCAGGAUUCUUGUUGGGCCAGAGCUUAAAAUUGAGGCCCAAUUACUACAAACAUGAUGUAAGGAGUACCGCCAAAUAUAGAUUCCAUAGCGCAACUCAGGUGAUGCAGUUAUGCGUUAAUCCUCAUACGACACUUAGAAUUGUCGACUAUAUAAUCAUAUAUUAUAUUUUUCAUAAUUGUAAUACCAUAAUUAUCAUGCGUUAAAAAAACAAAAAACUAUAUUUUACCAACUAACUAU